Molecule: messenger RNA, 2596 nt
Organism: Tarenaya hassleriana
Lineage: Eukaryota; Viridiplantae; Streptophyta; Magnoliopsida; Brassicales; Cleomaceae
Exons: 4
Coding region: 141-2555 (804 amino acids)
Biological process (GO): transmembrane transport
Cellular component (GO): plasma membrane
Molecular function (GO): transmembrane transporter activity
Source: RefSeq, a predicted model, not a curated record
ACUACACAACAACCAAACAUACUCCCAAAUCUAAGCUUUUCUCCCAUCUUCUCUUAGGUUUUGUCCCAAGCUUCAGAGUUUGAGUUUUUUUUUUUUAAAUCUUGCUGUGUAUACACAGGCACGUGCGUAAACACAUACAUAUGCGGACGAAAAUGCACAUGACGGAGCGAGCCAGAGCAAUGUGGCGCACGUGUCUGGCCUCGGCCUUCAGGACGGCCUUAGCUUGCACCAUCGUCGGGGCCGCGACCCUCUACGGCCCGGACUGGCUCCUCCGCCACGUGGCAUUCCCUGCUUUCUCAUACGUCACCGUCAUACUCAUCAUCACCGACGCCACGCUCGGUGACACCCUCCGCGGCUGCUGGCUCGCCCUCUACGCCACGUGCCAGAGCGUGGGCCCCGCACUCAUCAGCCUCAGGCUCAUCGGUCCCGCCCAUCUCUCGGCUGGGACCACCGCCGUGGCCGUGGCGCUCGCCGGGCUGGUGGUGGUUCUGCCGAGCGACUCAACUCACUUGGUCGCGAAGCGGAUCGCGCUCGGACAGAUCGUCAUCACUUACGUCAUUGGUUACAUCAAAGGAGCUGAGACGGAUCCCUUCAUGCACCCUGUUCGAGUCGCUGCGAGCACUGCCGUCGGGGUCGCCGCCUGCGUCCUCGCUCUUCUCCUCCCGUAUCCUCGCUUGGCUUCUCGCGAGGUGAAGCAAAGCUGCAAAGGGAUUGCCCAAAACAUAUCGGACAGGCUAAAGCUAUAUACAAACGCCUUUUGUGCUGAGGAUGCCACGUCAGCAACCGCGUCCGUCUCACAGGCGAGAUUAUUGGCUCGCUCUUCCUCCAGGCUUUAUCAAGCCAUCAAACGCUACCAACCAAGCAUGAAAUGGGAGAGGCUUCCAUUCAAACUGUGGAGAUCACAACACUUGGAAGAGAACACGGGAGACAAACUACGAAGCAUGGAAAUUGCGCUGAGAGGAAUGGAAAUGGCUUUAACCAACACAUAUUCUUUUCCGGCGACAUUACUCUCCGGAGAAGUAAAAGAUGGCUUGACAAAGAUACAAGAAGGCGUCACUCUCGCCAUCAAACGAGCCAAUAACUCUCUGCAGCCGUCAGUAAAUCCGGAAUCCGAUCCAGACAGCGCCGCCGGGUGCUUCCAAACACUUCAAGAAUUCCCGGGCAUGCAUCAAGAUUUGCCCUUUUACUUCUUCUUGUUCUGUAUGAAGCUUCUCGAGAACAUAUCAAUGGCGAAUCCAGAUAACAGUAAGGAUAAGAAACCUGAAGUUUCUUCGAAAGAGGAGAAAAGUCGGUUCAGUAUACACUGGAGAAGCGCUUUGAACAGCAAGAGGAUAAUGCCGGCGAUUAAACUAUCGCUAUCUUUAGGAUUGGCGGUUCUGUUCGGUUCCAUGUACAGUAAACCAAACGGUUACUGGGCUGGUUUGCCUGUUGCGAUUAGCUUUGCUGCUGCGAGAGAAGCAACGUUCAAGGUGGCGAACGUUAAAGCACAAGGGACAGUGAUAGGGACAGUAUACGGGGUCAUGGGAUGUUUUGUCUUCGAGAGGUUUUUGCCCAUAAGGUUCUUGUCGUUGCUUCCCUGGUUCGUCUUCUCGAGCUUCUUGGGCAAGAGCAGGAUGUACGGGCAAGCCGGGGCGAUCUCGGCAGCAAUCGGAGCCGUCCUGAUUCUCGGAAGAAGGAACUUCGGUGCACCCAGCGAGUUCGCCAUCGCGAGAAUCGUCGAGACUUUUAUCGGGUUGUCGUGUUCACUCAUGGUUGAGCUCGUCUUGCAGCCAACAAGAGGUUCAACUCUCGCGAAACUCACGCUUUCUAGAAGCUUCCACUCGUUACACGAGUGUGCAAGGUUGUCCGGGGCAAAAGCUAGCAGCUCUGACAUAAUCGAGAGCCAGAAGAAGCUGAAAACACAUCUGAUUGAUCUCAACAAGUUCGUUCAAGAAGCCCAAGCCGAGCCGAGUUUCUGGUUCUUACCUUUCAACGGUUCUUGCUACGACAAGUUACACGGCUCGCUCUCUAAAAUGGCUGACCUGCUGCAAUUCAGCGCCCACGCAAUAGGGUUUCUCGGAGACGAAGAAACGAACAAGGCUCUGUGCAAAGAGGUUCUGAACAAAGUGGAUGAAGACCUCGAGAAUCUGACAGAAUCCAUUGGUGCUGUCGCCAAAUCUUUCGAGGAGAUCACGCUCCUGAAGUCGUUGAAGGCACUGGAGAAGGCGCUCGUAAAGAACGAUGUCUCUUGGGACAUAGAGAUGGGGAAGAGCAAAAGCCCUAGUUUUUCAAGGGUUGAAGGCUCCAAGAGCGAGCAGGAGAAGGUGGUAGAAUCGUAUCUCCAGCAUUCCGCCGAUGUAAUAACAUUGCAUGAUAGUGAGGAAGAUGAGGUGGAGGUCGUUGACAAGAGCGAGGUGGUGCUGAGUUUGGGUGCGUUAGGGUUUUGCAUGGAGAAUAUGACGAAGGAGAUGAGAGAGAUCGAAGAGAGGGUUAAAGAGCUCGUGCAAUGGGAGAACCCUUCGAGUCACGUUGAUUUGCAUGAAAUCUCAUGCAAAAUACGUUCUUUGUACAAAUGAAGUCGAAUUAUUUGCAAUAAAACUUUUUAAAGUUCAUCAAA